AUGGACUACUCCUACGACCAGCCGCCUUCGCCGCCCAAGGACGGCAAUGGCAACGCCAACGGCAAGCAGCAGGCCACCUUCCUCACCAAGCUCUACGCCCUCCUCGAGCGACCCGAGAACCACCACAUGAUUCGGUGGGACGCAGACGGCGAACACAUCAUUGUCGAGCGGCCAGAGCAGCUUGCUUUGCAUGUCCUUCCUUCCAUCUACCGCCAGUCGCGCUUCGCGAGCUUCUCCCGGCAGCUAAACAUCUACGGCUUCAUGCGCAAGGUCAACCUCCGCAACGUCGACCCGGGCAUUAACGACCCGGACGCCAGCACGUGGUCUCACCCGACGCUCAACAAACACUCCCCGCCCGAAGUGGUUGCCGCCUUCAAGCGUCGCGUGCCACCACGCCCGGCCAAGCCUACGCGCGCCGGCAAGCGGGCCGACGACGGCAUGCAGCCGCGCUCUGCCAUCGCACCCAACGAAGCGCUCCCGUUCGGCCACCCGGUGUCGCCCAAGACGCGUGCACGUGGAUUUUCCGCCCCUCAACCGUACAACCCGCCACCGCCCUCGGCCUGGUCUACCGCUCAACAAGCCUACCCUCGCGCGCCCCUGCCUCCUCUCACGGUCCCGAGCGACCCGCACCCGCACUCGCUCUAUAACCCGUCGCCGCUUGACGACGCGACGCCACAAGCGUCAUACUACGGCCACAACGUCGGCUACAGCAACGGUUACGGGGGCUAUGCCGCUCAGCCGCAAGACUCUGGCUACUCGUCUUCGCUCUCGACCAUCUUGAACCACGGCCACUCAAACUCGAGCUACCACCACCAGUCCCAGCAGGUUCAGCAGCGGCCGCAAAUUAAUAUCAAUACGGCUUACGCAUCGACGGGCUACUCCAGCCUGGGGCCUUACUCAGAAGACUCGUCGUACGGUCACCACCAGCGCGCGCACACGCCCACCGGCAGCAGCAGGCCCGGCUCAUCUCGUGGGGCGUACGCGAGCGUUCGCCGAGACCGCCGUCACAGUCACACGCCGUACCCCGCGCCGGAGUACAGUGGUGCGGAGGAUCGUGCACGAGGGCCCAUCGCGUUGCCGACGGCAGGCGUCGAUUACUACUCGCAGCCCCACGACGCGUUCGCAUACGGCGGGCAGAACGACUGGGACGCGUCGGCGCCUCGUCACUUGCGGCCUAGCACGAGCGCCAGCAGCCUCAGCACGGGCUCGAGCGCGGCGCACACGCCGCCAAACGACAUGGGCGGUUACGCCGAUGCAGCGGACAUUCACACGCGCUAUGAGACCGAGCCUUUCGGAUACGCCGUCCCUGAUGUCCGUGGAUAUGCGGACCCAGUGAAGAUGUGA
Molecule: messenger RNA, 1344 nt
Organism: Peniophora sp. CBMAI 1063
Lineage: Eukaryota; Fungi; Basidiomycota; Agaricomycetes; Russulales; Peniophoraceae
Source: the annotation of a GenBank genome assembly